Salmo salar (Atlantic salmon) is the source of this 2574-nucleotide messenger RNA. RefSeq lists its product as uncharacterized. Gene Ontology annotation, molecular function: protein binding; cytokine receptor activity. Lineage: Eukaryota; Metazoa; Chordata; Actinopteri; Salmoniformes; Salmonidae. Gene Ontology annotation, cellular component: external side of plasma membrane. The record is from RefSeq and is a predicted model, not a curated record. Gene Ontology annotation, biological process: cytokine-mediated signaling pathway.
UCAUCACUUUUCAGGAAGAACAGAUUACCAGCGGUACUCCGGAUCUUUUUAUAACCCCUGUGAUCGAGACAUCAAUCACUAUCCUGUGACCAAUCAGAUCAGAGGCAGUUGCAUUGUUCUCGCAGUUAUGGAGGCCACUGCUUGACAAUUCUGAGAACCUUACCUUUGGAAUUCCGUACAAGACAACAUGAUUUUGAAACAUUUGAAAUGUAUCUUGGUUCUACAAUACUUUAUUCAUUUGGUCGCAACAGAGAUUGCAGCUGAGAAAGCUCUCCCUGAGCCGCUCAACCUGUUAUUGACGUGGGAGUCUGAAUUCCGUAUAAAGCUGUCGUGGAACGCACCAGAGGAUUUAGAUGCAUCAUGCAAGGUGAACUACAUGAUCAUUACAAGGAUCGGAGAGAGGAGACCCAAAGUAGAGACAACUUUCAAGUUGUAUAAAGAGUAUAGACUCUCUAUGGAAGAUGCGGUGAAUUACACAGUGCAAACAAACCCCAAACACUGUACAGGCAGAACCAUAAGCAAACCUGUCAGCAAAUCCAUCACUAAACCCACAGAGUUGGUGAAGAAUUUCCAGUGUUCCCUCUACUCCUCUAAGGCAAUGAACUGCAGCUGGCUCCCAGCCAAUCAGGCCUCAGACCUCCAGCUCUACUAUGGGUACCUUGAUCCCUCCCACAUAGCAGCAUGCAGUGAGUACCAGUACAGAGAUGAUCAGAGGACAGGAUGUCACCUGAAAGGAUCCUUCCUUCAAUAUGACGUCUACUUCAAGGUCAAUGGGACUCUCGAUGGCUUAUCUGUACAGAAUAACUUCCUGGUGCUUCCUAGAUAUCAUGUCAAGCCCCCGGCCCCUAAGGUGAAGAUCACAGAGGAAGGUCAGAAUCUCAUCCUGAGCUGGGACCCUCCGGACAUAGGCGCUGUCCACUGCUGGAAUUUCAUCUUAAACUACAAUAAGUGUCAAGAGUCUCUGAGUAAGGAAAUACAAUUGGAACAUGUACCAGUGAAGGUUUCAUAUGACAAGAGAUGCCAGUACAGAGUCAAGCUUAAAGCAGUCUAUACGAAAUGGUGUGGGGAGGGAGGCAGCGACUGGAGCGAAGAGGAAAUCUAUGGCGCAGAAAUACGUUUUCCCCAAGAUUCCCCCAAGGACCUUAACUGCACUGCUUAAGAGUGUCCGGAGUGCGAGCUCUGCAAUCGAUCAUAGAUCAGCACUCCAACUCUGAAACCACUCAUGACCGCAACUUUUCCUCUCUCUAUACCUCUCUCUUUCCUUUCCUCUGUACUGCUCAAGCAGCUCUGGAUUUCUGUGCAGCUGCUCUCUAUGCUUCUCCACCCUAGCUUUUGAUGCAGCCUUCUUUCUUUUCUUAUCUGCCAAGUCGUUUAUCUGCCAAGAUAACAGAAGUUUAGAUUAAUUAGAUUGUUCUAGAUUAUUGCGCAUCCCCUAACGGGGCAUUACACUCAAAAAUGUAAAGUUUGGCACAUGUUUGCACACUUCAAAAGUAGUCUUAUGUCUCAAAAGUAGACUUAAAGGGAUAGAUCACCCAAAUUACAAAAGUACAUUGGAUUCCUUACCCUGUAAGCAGUCAAUGGACAAGGCAAGACAGCAAUCCAUGCUUUGGUUUAUAGCACAAAACCAGUUGAUAUCCCUGAUUUAUAAGCAUUUUCACAUUCCAUGUCCAAAUCAUCCCAGUGCCAAAAUUUGAUUGUCUAGCUCAAUAAAGUUAGUUUAAGAUGAUUUGGACAUGAAAUGUGAAAUAUGCUAAUAUCACAGAUAUUCAGUUAAAUUGGUUUUGUGCUAUAAAUGUUAAAAAGAUGGAGACAGUGACCAGGUAAACAAAACCCAAGCAUGGAUUGCUGUCUUCUCUUGUUCAUAGACUGCUUACAGGGUAAGGAAGCAAGCAGCAUACUACCCUGUACCCCACUGCUGGCUUGCCUCUGAAGCUAAGCAGGGUUGGUCCUGGUCGGUCUCUGGAGACCAGAUGCUGUUGGAAGUGGUGUCGGGAGGGCAAGUAGGAUGCACUCUUUCCUCUUGUCUAAAAAAAGAUAUAUCCAAAUCCCCCGGGGCAGUGAUUGGGGACAUUGCCUUGUGUAGGGUGCCGUCUUUCAGAUGGGAUGUUAAACGGGUGUCCUGACUCUCUGUGAUCACUAAAGAUCCCAUGGCACUUAUCGUAAGAGUAAGGGUGUUAACCCUGGUGUUCUGACUAAAAUCCCAAUCUGGCCACCUAAUCAUCCCCAGCUUCCAAUUGGCUCAUUCAUCCCCCCUCCUCUCCCCUGUAAUUAUUCCCCAGGUCAUUGAUAUAAAUGAGAAUGACUUCUCAGUCAAUUUAACUGGUAAAAUAAGGGUUAAAUUAAACUAACACAAAUUACAUAUUGGUUUAUUUAACUAUCCAUUUAAAACCACAUCCCAGGCCAUUCAUUGUGUAGAUACAUAUAUAUGCAAAACCCCCAAAAUGAAUGAAAAAGAUAAGCACCAAAUAAGAUCUGGAAAUUAUAUGGUGUUGAUAUUUUCCUGUUGGUGUUGAGGCAUACAGCUGGCAUGGUGUUUGUAUUCAUCUUGUGAAAAGGAGAAAAUAAAGAAAUUAA